Pocillopora verrucosa is the source of this 1328-nucleotide messenger RNA. RefSeq names its product centromere protein U. Gene Ontology annotation, cellular component: nucleus. The record is from RefSeq and is a predicted model, not a curated record. Lineage: Eukaryota; Metazoa; Cnidaria; Anthozoa; Scleractinia; Pocilloporidae.
CUAAAAAUGGCGGCAGAACUUGAAGAUGCUCGUGAUCACCUCUCUCAAAACACUAGAGCAUCCGUUCGUUUCACGAGACAAGCUGGAUUGGAAAGGAGAAGGCCUUCAAAGCGUCAAACUACAUUAAGAAGCUUCAAGAUUAAUACAAACUGGAGAGAUCGGUCAACGCAAGUCGCCACCACUACAACUGCCAUUUCAAGUCAGGGAUUGCCAGAUGCACUUCCAAGUGGGCAAGAACUAUCUCCAGUGCCACCAACACCAGAUCAAGGCCCUCCAAAGAACUCAAGAGAUUCAUUGAGAUCUCCUUUGAUAGAAAGUCUGGUGGCCUCAAAAUCAAAUGUUACCCACCAUCUUGAGAUUCUACAGGAUAGUUCUCCCAUUAUCCCACGUCAAAGCAGUGUUUUAGCAGACCAUGAGCAGGUGUUAUUAGUUUCUCACUCUAGAACACCUGAUGGAAGUCCAAGUUCAAUUAUAUUGUACAGUUCAGAGGAUGAAACUAAAACAGAUCAAGGAAGCAUGGUGAGAACUCCAAAUCAAUCUCCACAAAAGUUUUUAUCAGACAAGACUCCUGUUUCAGGUCCUGUUGCAUUUAAGACAAGAAAUAGCAGAAAGAGAAAAGGAAAAGUAGCUGAACCAACAGGAGAUGAGGAGAUGGAAUCCUUAGAAAAUGAAUACAGAAAAAAUAACUUUGUGAGAUUGUUUAAUGCUGAUCAUGGAAGAAAAAAGAGAAUGUCAGAGAUAACAGAUCUUGAUGUUAUUCUUACUGCUGUUGAGGAAGAAGCCUUGGAAAUCAGGAACGAUAUUGAGACAACAGCUGGGAAGCAAGCCAUAAAAGAACUCUUCAUACAAAUGAGAAAAACAUUCAGUGAAACUAUUGAUAUUCACAGAGAAAACCAAAUGUUAAAGGCCAACCUGAGAAAGGCAAAAUCCAAAGUUAACAAAUUACGUAAGGAUCUCUUAAGUGUGCAGCAAAAAAGAUCAAGGAUCUUGUUGAAAAUUGAACAAGAGGAAAGGAAGGUGCAACAAAAUCAGGAGAGACAGAAGGCCCUGGAAGAUUUCAGCUCCUUUCUUGUCGACCUUGAGGCAUUACAAAAUGAGUGCAGAAAAGAGAUGUCCUCAAAGAAGGCAUCCACACAAGACUAUGGGUCAUGUGACAACCUUCCAAGUCUGCUUAUUGAAGGGCACAGUUCAUUAACAGCUGCUACUCAGCUUAGAUCUAUCAAUGAGCUUUUGAAGCAAAGACAAUGAUAAGUGUCUAUUAAUUUGAUUAUAAGACAAAUAUUUGUGCAAAUAAACAUGAAGAAAAAAAUUUUAAGACAAGGUUUUAA